Messenger RNA from Fundulus heteroclitus (mummichog), 1429 nucleotides. It is a transcript of the gene drg2, whose product is annotated as developmentally regulated GTP binding protein 2. NCBI's taxonomy places the organism in Eukaryota, Metazoa, Chordata, Actinopteri, Cyprinodontiformes, Fundulidae. Bases 127 to 1221 code for a protein of 364 amino acids. The transcript is spliced from 14 exons. Gene Ontology annotation, biological process: cytoplasmic translation. Gene Ontology annotation, cellular component: cytoplasm. Gene Ontology annotation, molecular function: GTPase activity; GTP binding. The record is from RefSeq and is a predicted model, not a curated record.
CGUGGCCAUAAACCUUAGUAUAGAAGCGCAAUAACUUUUCUCCUCACCCCCACCGGUCAGCACUGUGUGCAUGCAGCUGAGUGUGCCCUCUGUCAAAAUUGGCUGCACGACGCCUGGAUUGCAACGAUGGGUAUUUUGGAGAAAAUUUCGGAAAUAGAGAAGGAAAUUUCUCGGACACAGAAAAACAAAGCCACAGAGUACCACCUGGGCUUGCUAAAGGCCAAGCUAGCCAAGUACAGAGCUCAGCUCCUAGAGCCCUCCAAAUCAGCGGGGGCCAAAGGCGAGGGCUUCGAUGUCAUGAAAUCAGGAGACGCUCGUGUUGCGCUCAUUGGGUUCCCCUCUGUUGGUAAGUCCACCUUCCUCAGCUUGAUGACCUCAACAGAAAGCGAAGCUGCGUCCUACGAGUUCACAACCCUCACCUGCAUACCAGGUGUUAUCGAGUACAAAGGGGCCAACAUCCAGCUGCUUGAUCUGCCAGGAAUCAUUGAGGGCGCCGCCCAAGGAAAGGGUCGGGGCCGACAAGUCAUCGCGGUUGCCAGGACAGCAGAUGUGGUCAUCAUGAUGCUGGACGCCACAAAAGGAGACGUGCAGAGAGAACUCCUAGAAAAAGAGUUGGAGUCAGUGGGCAUCAGACUUAACAGGAAUAAGCCAAAUAUUUAUUUCAAGCCUAAAAAAGGCGGCGGCCUCUCGUACAACUCGACCGUUCCUCUGACCCAGUGCUCGGAGAAGCUCGUUCAGCUCAUUCUCCACGAGUACAAAAUCUUUAAUGCAGAAGUGCUCUUCAGGGAGGACUGCACUCCAGACGAGUUCAUCGACGUCAUUGUUGGAAACCGAGUUUACAUGCCGUGCCUUUACGUGUACAACAAGGUGGAUCAGAUCUCCAUCGAGGAGGUGGACCGUCUGGCACACCGACCUCACAGCGUUGUCAUCAGCUGUGGAAUGAAGCUGAAUUUGGAUUAUCUCCUGGAGACGUUGUGGGAGUACUUGGCGCUUAUUUGCAUUUAUACAAAGAAAAGAGGAGAACGGCCGGACUUUAACGACGCCAUCAUCAUGAGAAGAGGAGCGUCGGUAGAGCAUGUGUGUCACAGUAUCCACAGAACCUUAGCCAGCCAGUUCAAAUAUGCCUUGGUGUGGGGAACCAGUACCAAGUACAGCCCUCAGAGGGUGGGCCUAACGCACAUCAUGGAGCAUGAGGACGUCAUCCAGGUCGUUAAGAAGUAAACCGCUUCCGAUUGGACGGAAGGUGACCCGUAUAAUAGUUAUACAGCAAAGACGAGAAACCACCCAAUCUUAUUUUGUAUAUGAAGUCUAAGAGUGGACAGAAGAAGACGGAGAAGGCUGUCGUGGGCCGUUUCUGGACACCACAUGUACGAUACAGUGAUUAAGAGAGAAAAACGAUGGAAAUAAACUCUAUAAAACAUUUUAAAAA